This is a messenger RNA of Trifolium pratense (red clover), 1021 nucleotides long. RefSeq names its product protein LURP-one-related 12-like. The transcript has 2 exons. Bases 104 to 793 code for a protein of 229 amino acids. Lineage: Eukaryota; Viridiplantae; Streptophyta; Magnoliopsida; Fabales; Fabaceae. The record is from RefSeq and is a predicted model, not a curated record.
UAAAACAUUUUUUUUCCUUAACAUUACAAAAUAAUACGAGACCCACAUCAUAAAUAUCCACAUUCACAUGCCAAAAACUUAGCUUCAUAUUUCCAACAAAUUCAUGACACUUUGUAUGGAUUCUAACUCCGCCACAGAAAAGAUGAAAGAGGGGAUAGUUGUGCAAGAUGGUAAUUAUGUUUUCAAAGAAGAGAUUCAUUACACCGUGCUUAAAACCUCUCUCUUCUUCUCCGGUGAUGGUUUCACCGUCUAUGAUUGCCAUGGUCAAGUCGUCUUCCGAGUUGAUUCAUAUGGACCCGAUUCUCGUGGCGUAGAUGAACUCAUUCUCAUGAAUCCCCAAGGCUGUUGCCUCCUCACUGUUCGCCGGAAGAGGCCGAGUAUGCAUCAACGGUGGGAAGGGUUUAAAGGUGAAAGAAUAGACGGUGAUAAACCAACCUUCAGCGUAAAGAGAUCAAUGAUGAUCGGACGACAACGUGCAGGAGUGACAGUGGAAGUAUACGAUAACCAACAUGAGGAGUACCAUAUCGAAGGGUGCUUCUCUCAGCGUUGUUGCACGGUAUUUAACGCAAAGAAGGAAACAAUGGCUGAAAUUUAUCGCAAAGUGGACCCCACCACUGGUAAUUUGCUUGGGAAGGAAGUGUUCUCUCUUUGUGUUAAGCCUGGUUUUGACGCUGCUUUUGCAAUGGGAUUCGUGCUUGUACUUGAUCAUAUCAGCGGUGAUGAUUCCAUUAAUGAUGAUGCAACUUCAGAGCCUACGGUACACCCUACUGUAGAAGAUUACGAAGAUAAAUAAAUAAACCAAAGUGCAAUGCAUUGUGGUUUUGUUUAAUUUAACCAACUAAUCUUUGGCGUGUCUGUCACAAAGGGAUCGGUCUCUUUCCCUUAGUUUUAUGGGUCAUGCCAUUGAGAAAAUCGUUUUCAAUUUCCUAUGUAAAUUUUAUUUUAUUCACAAAAUUAUCAUAUCAAAAGUGGAGGCUGUCUAAACUUAAUUUACAAAUAAAAUAAAAUUUGUGGUUGUCUA